Hyalella azteca is the source of this 1517-nucleotide messenger RNA. It is a transcript of the gene eff, whose product is annotated as ubiquitin-conjugating enzyme E2-17 kDa. The transcript has 4 exons. Gene Ontology annotation, molecular function: ubiquitin conjugating enzyme activity. Gene Ontology annotation, biological process: protein polyubiquitination; ubiquitin-dependent protein catabolic process. The record is from RefSeq and is a predicted model, not a curated record. Gene Ontology annotation, cellular component: nucleus. Lineage: Eukaryota; Metazoa; Arthropoda; Malacostraca; Amphipoda; Hyalellidae. The coding region runs from base 68 to 511 and encodes 147 amino acids.
CCUUCCAUCCAUCUUGGUUGGUGAAGUGAGCGAGAGUCUUGGUAGAGUAACAAAUCUCACAUAAAUCAUGGCCCUCAAAAGAAUUAACAAGGAAUUGCAAGACUUGGGUCGUGACCCUCCAGCCCAGUGCUCAGCAGGUCCAGUAGGGGAGGACAUGUUCCACUGGCAGGCCACCAUCAUGGGUCCAGCUGACAGUCCCUUCCAAGGGGGCGUUUACUUCCUCACCAUCCACUUCCCCACAGACUACCCCUUCAAACCCCCCAAGGUGGCAUUCACAACUCGCAUAUAUCACCCCAACAUAAACAGUAACGGUUCAAUAUGUCUGGAUAUUCUUCGUGGUCAAUGGAGUCCUGCAUUAACUAUUUCUAAAGUAUUGCUGUCGAUCUGCUCUCUGCUGACGGACCCGAACCCGGAAGAUCCUCUGGUGCCUGAGAUCGCGCGGAUGUACAAGUCUGACCGUGAGAAGUACAACGAAUUGGCCAGAGAAUGGACGCGCAAGUAUGCCAUGUGAUCUUCCUAACGCGCUCUGGGGUGACUGGCCGCGCCGCUGCUGCUUGUGUGUCACUCCGCCCUCACAGCACCGCCACCACCACCACCACCACGUCCUCCUCUUCUACCAUUCUUGAUCUGCUUCUCUUCAUGCCUCUAAGUCCAUUAUAGUUAUUUCUGUGGUCGCAGAGCUAUCCUGUUGAUGUCGUUGCGCAAAGAGCUGUCGUGGCAAUGCCAGAGCUGCGCAUUUGCACCCAUUAGGUCUUUCCUUGCCUAACUGAAUGCUACGUCCGAAAAUAAUUUGGUAUGGGCCGGGGAUGUUAAGUGGUCCCAGAACUCGCUGGGUACGCUCAGGUUCUUAUUGAAUGCGCGUGAAUAAAUUGUUUUUACCUCGUGUAUUUUAAUUGGUAUAGGCUUGUCAGAUUAGAAUUUUCUUAAAUUUGGGUGUGGGUGUAAAACUCUGCUCAAUAUUCAACUUCUCCCUCCGAGUCUUGAGAUUUCACGAACUCCCACGAACCGCGCGUUUGAAUGGUGUUCAGUGCUUCUGACCGCAACAUUUGCUGUAUUCCCAGCAAUUCGCUGUCUCUGAACUUCGAAUAUCGUUCUAUGGACGCGUGUGUUACCGUUCCUAAUAUUUCCCCUCGCAGCUCCGUCAGCUAACAUGAUCCUAAGUCUGUACAUGAUGCUGAGAGCCUUCAUUAUUUGAGCGACUGGCCCUUGUUUGUUCCUACGUCCAUUUUAAUGUGUGGCGGUAACUGAUCGGAGGAUUAUAAUAGAGCACGAAGAAGCAGUUAACGUGGUGGUUGCUUGAUCAGUUAUUCUAUUGUCACUCUCUUUAUCGCCUGGGCCUCUAGACGCGUUGAUCAUCGCAUAUUGUAUAGGAUCCAAUAAUCUGCUUAAGAGUUAGUCAUUAUUAAAUUGAUCAUAUUUAUGAAUGAUUUUGCCUGCUCAUCUGGGAUUGACGGCAUCGUUUAGUUCUAAUUGAUUUUUUUUGUAUUCUAUAAUGAUUCACAAUGCUCUCAUACGAA